Messenger RNA from Acanthopagrus latus (yellowfin seabream), 4874 nucleotides. It is a transcript of the gene tmem65, whose product is annotated as transmembrane protein 65. Gene Ontology annotation, biological process: cardiac ventricle development; regulation of cardiac conduction. The record is from RefSeq and is a predicted model, not a curated record. The coding region runs from base 387 to 1109 and encodes 240 amino acids. NCBI's taxonomy places the organism in Eukaryota, Metazoa, Chordata, Actinopteri, Spariformes, Sparidae. The transcript is spliced from 7 exons. Gene Ontology annotation, cellular component: mitochondrion.
AAGGCGGUACCGGAACUGUCGUCCUGAUUCCGGCGGUUGACAUUAAGUAGUUCACGUUCGGCUUUAGCUCGAACUUCAUGUGCCAAACUCCUGACAGCCGAGUCUUAAAAGAUCAUGAGACGGUCUGGGCGGCGGGUGGCUCGACACGAAGAAAUGUUCGGCUGUUUAAAAGUUAAAACGAGUUUCAGAGAGACGGCCAUUAAAACUAGCCGCUCUGCUGUCUGCUGAAUCGAGCUAGGAGGAGCGAAGAAGAAGCAACUUCUGCGCCCGGGGAAGGCUGCCUGAAGCGGGGAGACGACGGACGGAGGUCGGCGCUCGGAGAAGCGUUAAAAACAGCAGGUUUUACUAUUUAUAGAGUUGAAGUAGUUGUGUUGUAUUUCGCCACAAUGCUCAAGCUGUGUCUACAGAGAGCAGUGACGGUUGUACAUAAGUUACCGCCGGGACUGAGGCAGGCACCACCGGUGGCGGCGGCAGCGCUCAGGCUGCCGGGGACAGGGAGCCGCUGCCUGGGCACACACGGGAGGAACGAGCCGAGGGAGCCCCUCAACUCCCCGAAGAGAGCCAAAGAGUUUAUCUACCGACUCCAGCCGAAGGAGAGGACGUGUUUACUGAAGGAGCUGCAGAGUUUCGAGUCCAUAGCUAUAGCUCAAGAGACCCUGGAGCACUCGCCGCCGACUGCAGCCCAGAUCAGAUAUAUUUUGUUACACAACGCCAUCCCCUUUGUUGGAUUCGGCUUCCUCGAUAACGCCAUCAUGAUUGCGGCUGGAACACAGAUAGAACUCUCCAUCGGAGUCACUCUGGGGAUCUCCACCAUGGCCGCUGCAGCUCUGGGGAACCUGGUUUCAGAUUUGGCAGGUCUCGGUCUUGCAGGUUACGUGGAGGCUCUGGCUUCCAAACUGGGGAUGCAGGUUCCUGAUCUGACGCCCAAACAGGUGGACAUGUGGCAGUCGAGGGUCAGCUCGCACAUGGGUAAAGCCAUCGGAGUCUCUAUCGGCUGCAUCCUGGGGAUGUUCCCGCUGUUCUUCCUGGGCGACGAUGACGACGACGAGAAAGACAAAGAAAAAGAAAAAGGAGCCUGCAGCGACACGACGGCGUCAGAUUCGUCCUAACAAGCCACUACAGCUGCACGUCACCGUCACACCCACAGACUGGACACUGAUGUCACCUUUAAAACUGAGUAUUUACAGCGUGAUGUCUGUGUGUCCUCCUGCCCGGGCAGCGUUCACACCUCCUCAGUCUCAAACGCUCUCAAACUUCACUGGCUCAUGAAUUUUAGCUGCACCGCAACUUUGAUUUCAGCUCCUUCUGACGCACCGAGCUGCAGUAUCUUCACUCUGUCUGUUAACUCAACAUGUCAGCUUCAUCACAGGUCGCAUUCAUUUAAGAAUCAUGUCAAAGGACGGACGAAUCUUCAUCGCUCGGUGUGUUGACUUCUCGUUUAACGCUGGAGAAAAACAUAACGUUUGCAAACUUCCUGUGUAAUGUCGGGUAAACAGCAAUAUAUAUUUAUUUUAGUCUUAAUGAACAAUGCGAAUGAGUUAACAGUGUGGUGCCUCAAUAUGAUUAUGCCAGGAAUAGCACAGCAACAGCUAACUGAUCUGAUGGUCCCUCAACUAAAAUCUGACUAGUUCAGAGACAAGUUUAAAACACUAAAGAUAAACAAAUCCUGUCUUCAGGUGCACAAAUGAUUCUGAUCUCACACUGGACUUACAGCAGCUCUGCAUUUAAAGGGUAACUCCGCCAGUUUCACACAAUCAGGACAGGACAGGUGUGUGUCACGGUCGUCAACACAACAGCAGACAGCAGCAGAUUACAUACCUCAUCAGAACACAUCCAGAGGGUGGUAAAAUGUGUAAAACUGGUGGCGUUACCCUUUAAUGCAUCCUUCAGCACUGAUUGAACAGCUUCACAACCGUCUGCUUAACAAAAUCUACAAUCUGCAUCGCCACUUAAUUAUUCUCAUGAAUAAGAUAAUUGUAUUUACAUCUCAGUUUUUGUGUUCGUGUUGUGAACGCUGCCCGAGCGGCUCCCAGGACGCCGAGCGCUCACCUGUCUCACCACCUUCAGACCGCAGCUGUGAUCCGGACUCAUCCGCUUUGCAAAUGUCAGCGGCGGUAUCAGACGUCCUCGGAGGGGUGAGACUCCAAAAAAAUCCAAUUUCACUGUUUUACCAGCCAGCCAGAAGCUUCCAGGUGAGACAGGUGGUCGUUUCUGAUCCUGACAGUAGAAACACAGACUGCGUUGUUCCACUGUGUUCAACUGACCCACUUUUAAAGUCAAAUUAAUCAAAUGAAAAGCUCAUGAGUUGUGUUUAGUUACUACUUAAUCUCCAGAACACUAUUUGGGUCAGAAACAACACAUUUGAGUGUCUGUGCAGUUUUAGACUUCAACCAAAAAGAACAAAGAACAAUGUAAAUACAGAGAGAAGGAACAGUGUCCACUGCUACCUCCAUGGAAUAUGUUUGGUGUUUUGCAUGAAGAACUGAUGUAGCUCUAUAACCAGACGUUUUAUUUCUCUAUCAGAUGUUUGUUUUUUUGUUUUUUUAAUCUGCUGAAAGGUUCUUCAAAUGUUUUGUACGAGCUGACGCGGCGCUCAGUGGCCACAAACUAAACUAAGUCGUUAUUCUUGGAUCUGAUGUUCCCGUUCCAAGGUCCCUCCAUACUUCCAUGUUUUUCUUUUUCAUCUUUACUUUUCACUCCUUUCUCUCUCGCAGACACUUGACUCAAAUCCAGCCGUCUGUGUAAUUAGUUUCUCAGCACACUCGACGCUGCAGAGGGUUGGGAUUUGCCACAGAAGACGUCGGAGUGUGAAACAGUUCGUACCGUGUUCAGUUCAGUUCAGUUCAGUUCAGUUCAGUUCAGUUCAGUUCAGUUCAGUGGUCCUCAGCGAUCUCUGUGACUUCUCCUCUUUCAUUCUUAAUCUUUCACUCUUCUCUCUCUCUCGCACUCCAGCUGACAUUCAAGGAGCUUUUUUGUAAAUAUAUCGAAUCCAUCAGAUCCUUUUUUCACUCCCUGUUCACAACCCUGAUCCCAGAAAAGUUGGGACAUCUUGUAAAACGUCUCUGAAUGUCAGGAUCAGGGCUACGACUAAUGAUCAUGCUGAUUAUUAUAAUAUAUAUGUAAGGUGUAAACAUUGGGCCCUUCGACAGCGUUUCAGAGAAAAAACAACAGACUGAUUUAUCAAACUGACCCUUAAUGUGUCGCAGGGCCCAAAGCAAACGACUGGUGAUUGUAAUGUGUUGUAAGAAUGAUAAAUAGAUCCAAAGUUCUCUGAAGGCUCGUUUCUGCUCCAUUUACCUACAGAAAUAGAUUCAUUCUUCACGUUUGUGUGGAUGUUCAGCAAUAUAACCAGCAGAGGGCGCCAGUAACAGUGUGUUUGUCGUGCUCAGCCAAAUUAAAGUGUUGGAUGUUUAAAACUUCCCACCAACUCGCUUUACCUUUUCCUCAAACGUUGAACGUCGAUGAGCCUUUAUUUGACCUCCGAUCCUGAAAAAUAAUUAAUAGAUGUGGAUUCUUUGUUUUUAAAGAACAUUUUUUUCAAUUUGAACCUGAUGGCGGUCUCACUUUGGCCCAUGAGCUGCACAUUGAGCAGGCCUGCUUCAAAAUGUCUGAAAGCUAAAAAAAAUAAUAAUGAUUUCUUGAUGUGAGCUUUGAAUUCUUCAGAAAAAAUACAGAAAUCCAUGAUAGUCUUCAGAACUCAAUCCUGGAAAAAAAAAAAAAAAAAAAAAACUUCCUCCAGUUCUCGAAUUUAAGCACAGGAGAAAACGUUUAAGACUUACAUGUAUAUUAUUAUAUUAUAUUUCAUCUUCACUUCCCUCUGGACCUCCGUAGUUUUGAUAUUUUUGGAAAAUUAAUGCCUAAAACAAGUUUCUAAGUAAAGAUUGAACGGCUGCAGUGAGUUAACUUUCAUGUUGGAAGAACAAACAAGGCUGUAUUGUUACUGUUUACAAUGAUUAAAUCUAAAGUUUACUGGAAGGACAGUAAAAGUUCUCAAACUCUCAUGUUGCUCAUGAAGAGAUGAACAGAUUCAUAUCGUCUUCACAAGAGAAUCAUGAUCAGUUAUCAGUUAUCAGCUCUGGAAUCAAUACAUUUCUCCUGCAGAACGAACCACAGAGUGUCUGUUAUAAAGAGAAGAGCGGUAAAUUUCCCUCACAGGUCAGAAAAAACAUACAGAAAGAGAAGUUUGAAUAUUACCAGAAGUUUUGGUGGAAACUAUUGUAAUAAUGAUUGAUGGAGCUGAUUUUUUUCUUUUUUUUUAAACCUGCUGUUGAACAUUUGUGAUCCUGCAGCAAACAUCAGAAUCUGUGAAUCUUCAGAGAGACACGGAGCUGUAAUCCCUCCACAGCCUCCAAUCAGAAGGAAUUAACGUUUGUGGAAGAGUUCAGCGCGACUGCUGACAGAAAAAGAAAGAUUUCAAUGAACGUUUGGAUCGACUGCAGGAGAUUUUUUUAAGUUUGUUAUUGGAUUAAGAGUAAAAGCCUGGAGGGAAUUAGUCUCAUCUAGUGGAGCAGCAGCAGCAGAAAGACGUGGCACUAAUUAAUAAUAAGAUGUUUUCAGGAUGACGUUUGUUUCUCUGGAUGUUUUUGUAUCAUCUCAUGUUUCUAUAUGUUUUCUAAGGUGCGUCUUGUGUGAUGAGCAGAUUUUUAUGUUUUUGUUUCUCUCCAUUACUUACAAAAAGGAAAGGGAAGGAAAGUUAUGAAGUGUGUGUCUCCUCCAGUCUGUCUGUGCCGUGCUGCCACCUUGUGGACGGUCCGAGCAGCAGCAGCUCGAGUCUGAACUCUUCAGCCGAGAUGUCGAAGGAUUCUGUGGGAUGCAUUUUGAAAAUGUGCUGUGCAAUUUUAAAAUGAGAUGAUAAUAAAUUUUUGGAGUGCUGA